AUGGCAACCGAAAAGCAACCGCCGCGCGAGGGACCUAGGGAGACGCCGUCCCCCUCUGGCCAACGCACCCUAUCCCUGUCAUCUUCAGCCUCACGCAAGCGACUGCCGACCCUAGCAGAGGUCUUGGCUCGACGAACUUUGCCUCCUGUCGACCUGUACUGCUACUAUCUGUUCCUGCAACGGGAAGGUAGCGAGGACAGCCUCGACUUCUGGCUUGACGUGCAGCAGCAUGAAAAUCUUUGCCGCGCUUACUUCAAAGAUCUGAAACGUACCGGGGUGGAUGUGCGCGAUGAUUGGCCUGGAUACUACAGGGAGGCGCGUCAAAGGGGAAGCAUCUAUAAUCGAGUCAACGGCAUAGAGCAGAGGGGCAGCAUGGAUGAUAAGGAAGAACCGUGGGACCAGCCGGGAUGGGAAGCGGACGGUGGCGAGCUCCACAGGUCUGGCCCUCAGGGUUUCGGCGAGCGUGCGCCUGGAGCUGACGGGCAGGGCGACAUUGGAUCUGAGAGGCCUCAGAGCGGUGAGAAUCAGGACGAAACGAGAUCGCAACGCAGGAGCAACCUCGCGAAGAGGGCAAGCGUUGCACCUACCGUUCUCGCUAGGAAUACGGCAAUCAGCAGAGUGGACUUGAUCGCGUCGGCAGAGCGCAUAUAUGCGAGGUACCUGUUACCCGGAAGCGAGAAGGAGAUCUACCUCCCACCUCAACUGCGCAUUCCACACUUUCCCAUCUCGAGCACUCAACUGCCUCACCCACACGACGAGGAGCAGCAACGAGCUCUUGCACGCGUGCCGGACAUGUUUCACUCGCAGAAAGAGUACGUCUUCCGCACCAUGGAAGCAGACGUAUUCCCCCGCUUCCUGCGACACAAAGCCUUUGGCAAUUUGACACCCAUCUCUGCGCUGGUGCGCCUGAGCUUGGGUCUGCUGGCGCUCUGGGCAGGUCUGGCAACGGGUUUCAGCUUCAUCUUCCUGGACGUCGGCCACGUCAAGCGACUCUGGGUCAUCCUACCAUUCAGCGUCGCCAUCAUCUUGAUCAUGUCGCAUCAGUACGAGCUCGAUCCCUUUUUGGUCAUCGCGAUGAGGAGCGAAACGACGCCAUUCCACCUCAUCAAGGUCAAGGAGCCCUACGUCAAGCGGCUGCUCAGAAAGAGGGCUGCAGGCGUCCUACUCCUCGUAAUUCUGAUUGUCGCUGCUCUUACCGUCAUUUUCACGCUUGUGCCUGGUCACAGACUGUAA
Molecule: messenger RNA, 1233 nt
Organism: Ceraceosorus guamensis
Lineage: Eukaryota; Fungi; Basidiomycota; Exobasidiomycetes; Ceraceosorales; Ceraceosoraceae
Product: regulator of G protein signaling superfamily
Exons: 2
Coding region: 1-1233 (410 amino acids)
Biological process (GO): intracellular protein localization
Cellular component (GO): plasma membrane
Source: RefSeq, a predicted model, not a curated record